AUGUUCUGUAUGUUCCCUUGUAAAUUAAUGAUACGUAUAUAUUUUAAAAUUAAUGAUAUUACUACGAGAAGUACCACCAGUAAUAAUAAUAAUAAUAAUAUUCAUGGCAAUUCAUUCAAGAUACGUUGCAUCUACCGACCUAUUUAUCUAUCUAUCUAUCUAAUACAAUUUGCAUUGCUUUUACCAUUUUGCAACUAUUGCAUAGGUUCAAUACAAGUUGAGAAUAAAAUCGUACGGGGGAUUGAAUAUUUUAGUCGUGUGUCUGUGAGAACUUUGUUACAACACAAACCUGUUGUAAUCAGGAUUGUUGUCGUGCUUUAUUUCCAUUUUUGGAAAGCCAAUCCAUGCGCCGCAUACUACCACUAUUGA
This is a messenger RNA of Candida tropicalis MYA-3404, 369 nucleotides long. RefSeq lists its product as uncharacterized. The record is from RefSeq and is a predicted model, not a curated record. Lineage: Eukaryota; Fungi; Ascomycota; Pichiomycetes; Serinales; Debaryomycetaceae. Bases 1 to 369 code for a protein of 122 amino acids. The transcript has a single exon.